This is a messenger RNA of Oncorhynchus kisutch (coho salmon), 5424 nucleotides long. Its product is annotated as septin-4. NCBI's taxonomy places the organism in Eukaryota, Metazoa, Chordata, Actinopteri, Salmoniformes, Salmonidae. The transcript has 11 exons. Gene Ontology annotation, molecular function: GTP binding. Bases 1423 to 3138 code for a protein of 571 amino acids. The record is from RefSeq and is a predicted model, not a curated record.
CAGGGGGUGCUGGGCACUCCGGACCAUUUCCCGGUGAGGGCAUGAAGAGUUGGUUGAGAGGAGGCAAGAGAGCAAGGCUGUUACAUCUCAUACAGGGUAACACAGGUGAGGUACUGCAGGAGAACAGGUGAGUUAUUGUUCUGAAGAUGAUUUUAAAAAAUUGAGUCUGGUGAGUUUUUUUUAGUUAAGGACAUCAUAAAAAUGUAGUCUAGUUGGAGUACACCCAGGAUUAGUUCAUUUCUUAUAAAGUAAACUUUUUAAAAGUUUGGAUUGUCUUUUAAUUGUUUAAAGAUUGAUUACAAAGACUGCAUUAUCUUUAGAUAUAUGUCAUCAAUCAGACUUGUCCUUCAGGUUUUUAAAUGGUAGAGCAGAGAAGUGUUCAGAAUCUGACAAUUAUCCUCUCUGUGUGGCAAGUAAAAGAUUUAGAAAUGUUUGAUCUGAAAACCAUUCCACACACAUCUCUGCUCCAGAGUUGAUAGUGUUGGUUGUUAUUGACCUGGGACGCUGUUAACUGGGUCACACGGUGGGUCGUCCAUGUUGGGCAAUAGAUUGGACAUUGAUCCAUGUGGUUUGGUCAGAGAAAAGCAGACCAGAGGAAAACAGGUCAAUUGUCCUCUAAUCUGUGAGACUAUUAAUUUCCUUUCCUCUCUGUCCUCUCUGCUCCUAAUCCCAAUCCCUGUGUAAUUAAAACCUUGUUGGGAUGACAUGAAAAACCUUGUUGGGAUGACUUUGAAAACCUUGUUGGGAUGACUUGGAAAUCCUUGUUGGGAUGACUUGGAAAUCCUUGUUGGGUGACUUGGAAAACCUUGUCUUGAAAACCCUGCAUGGCCUUGCUGUGAACUUUGAGUGUUAGUAUGCAUGUGUAUUUCAGUUUUUAUUUUCAGUAAAGACAUUUCCACUCUACCUGAUGCAACUGCAGCCGGAUCAGUUCAUUUCAUCUGCUUCAGUAACAGUGCUUUGUUAGACCCCCUGAAUGGGAAGAAAUCAGAAUCAGUUAAACUAAGUGCAGCUGGACAAAUAAACAACAUUAGGCUGAGAGUACUGCUGGAGUGGAAUGACCAGACAGAAUAGAUCCCUGCCCAUACCAACAUUAUUUCUGGACAUUGCUGAAACAAUUCUUUCCACACACCACUCUGAAUACAACUCAAUCACCCUGUGGGCUACUCCAGCGGACAGCCAUGUUGCUUACUCUGGCAUCCAACAGCCAUGUCAUUUUCUACAGCUGGAUCCAGACGUCUGUGUCUCACUACACACUCGUUGUUCAUUUAAUUCAAGUUUAUUUAAUCAUUUAAUUUAUUUAUUAUUAUUAUUAUUUUUCUUUAAACCCUUUUGUACUGGUCUGUUCUACACAAAACACCAUCACGCAACGCUAUCCUGUUGUCACGCCAACCUACCCUUCCACUUCCUCCAUCCCCAUUCCCCAUGCCUCGUUCUGUUUGGUCCUUCCAAUCCUUACUUCCCUGUUGCCCCUGCUCCUUGCCCCGCCCCUCUCCACUCCAAAUACAUGUUCCCUCCUGGUUGGAGAUGGCAGAGUGCACUGUAGCCCCAGUAGCAAUGGAGGACAGUGACCGUGAGGCUCACUCAUCAUCAGAUGACCAGGACUCCGCCCCGCCAUCCCCUGGCCACACCAGGGACCACCACCAUCAGACCGAACAGCACUCAAGCCAUUCCAAGGACGACUCUGAAGACUCUGAGUUGGAGAACAUUAUGCAACAAGACCCCCACCACAACGGGGGCCAUCCACACCCCCACCUGCCUCUUCCCAGCUAUGAGCACAGCCCCGACCAUGAGCACCCCCACCCGGUGGACAGGGAGGCGGAGGGUGGCGACAGCCCCCCGAACACCCCCGGGACACCCACCUCUGGGACCCCACCGUUUUUGCGCCCCCCCACGGCAGGUGGCAGGGCCCAGUCAGACAACCAGUGCGUAGGGAGGCUGCAGCUGGGUGGAGGUGGGAUGGUGGAUCACUAUGAUAUGCAGUCUCCCCUCAGUCCCACCAGGCCCAAGAGCCCCUGGGGCCGCUUUGAUCCCUACGACUUUCCAGAGGACCAAGACAAGGAAUAUGUGGGAUUUGCCACACUGCCAAACCAGGUGCACCGUAAGUCUGUCAAGAAGGGCUUUGACUUCACCCUGAUGGUAGCAGGGGAGUCUGGUCUGGGCAAGUCCACCCUGGUCAACAGCCUCUUCCUCACAGACCUCUACAAGGACAGGAAGCUACUCAACGCUGAGGAGCGGAUCACUCAGACAGUGGAGAUCACUAAACACACAGUGGACAUUGAGGAGAAGGGGGUCAAGCUGAAGCUCACCAUCGUAGACACCCCUGGCUUUGGAGACGCUGUCAAUAACACUGAAUGCUGGAAGUCAGUGGCGGACUACAUCGACCAGCAGUUUGAGCAGUACUUCAGGGACGAGAGUGGACUGAACAGGAAGAACAUCCAGGAUAACAGAGUCCACUGCUGCCUCUACUUCAUCUCUCCCUUUGGACACGGUCUGAGGCCUCUGGAUGUGGAGUUUAUGAAGGCCCUUCAUGAGAAGGUCAACAUUGUGCCCAUCCUGGCCAAGGCAGACACACUCACACCCAUUGAGGUCAAGAAAAAGAAAUUCAAGAUCCGAGAGGAGAUCCAGCAGUAUGGGAUUAAGAUCUACCAGUUCCCAGACUGUGACUCUGAUGAGGAUGAGGACUUCAAACAGCAGGAUCAGGAGCUCAAGGACAGUAUACCAUUUGCGGUGAUCGGCAGCAACACGGUGGUGGAGGCCAAAGGGAAGAGGGUCCGGGGUCGUCUCUACCCCUGGGGCAUCGUGGAAGUGGAGAACUCGGCACACUGUGACUUUGUGAAGCUGAGGAACAUGUUGGUGAGGACACACAUGCAGGACCUGAAGGAUGUGACACGGGAGACCCACUAUGAGAACUACAGGGCUCACUGCAUCCAGAGCAUGACCCGCAUGGUGGUGAAAGAACGCAAUCGCAAUAAACUGACCAGGGAGAGUGGCACAGACUUCCCCAUCCCUGUGAUACCAAGUACCACAGACACCGAGACGGAGAAGCUGAUCCGAGAGAAAGAUGAAGAGUUGCGGCGAAUGCAAGAGAUGCUCACAAAGAUCCAGGAACAGAUGCACACGCAGAAGGAGGCCUAUUAACCCAGGCUACUACUAGAACCCCUGCCCCUCUGUAAAUGCAGGCCCCCUCUUUCCACUACUAGGGUGGGCACCCCUAGUACCACUCUACUCUAGUCCACACACAUUGUCAACUCCAGCUCAUCCAACCCCAACAGCCACCACUCCUCAUUUAGUCAAUAACCCUCACUAUCAGAGACUGAUCCACGACCAGGCAUGAGGUAUUCACAGACAGGUGGCAUGGAGAGAAUUUGCAUUCUCUUCCAACAACAUGGAAGUCCUGUGUCUCCACACCUGUUGUGGAAACUCUAACAGGAACAACGGGCACUCCUUUUCGAGUGCCAUUGCUGGAGCACAACCCCGGGCCGGACAGCACCUACCUAACCACCUGCUUGUCCUUAAAGGGUUACGGCCGGGUCCUGCCUGCCCUCUUUCCACUCAUAGUUUACCUGUGUUCUUCUCAAGAGAACUUGUUGCCUUCCAGUUCAUUGCUAACACUUCAAUGUUCAUUGAUGUUUCUCCUUAGUGAACUCUAACCCUGACAUUGGUUAAGGGGUAGACUGUAGGGAAUGUGUUGUCCUGUCCCUCUGCUAGGUGUUUGAAAGUCUAUCUCAUAACAAAUGUAGUUGUGUGGUCUUAACCACCCUAGACAAGGUCUGUUGGGAAGGAGGUUGGCCUGCCCAAAAACAUUUUUUUGUCAUGCACAAUUUUUUCCCAACAGCAUUUUUCUUAAAGGUCAAUACUAUAGAUGGUCAUACAGAUAAAAUGUGAUACUUUUUUUUACUACAAUGUUACAUUUGUAAAUGUUUUUGUUACGGGGUUGCAUCUAUCACUUAUUGCUUUUAUUUGCAUUGCUACACAGAAUAGCGUGGAAUGAGUCAUUCUUUUCACAAUUUUUAUUUUUAAUUUCAACAAAUGUUACUGAAGUACUGUUGGGUGUUUUUUUUGACAUGUUAAUAGGGCUAACUAAUGUCCUUCACUCUCCCAAUUCCAGCAUGCUCAACCAUGGGUUGUUCAUUCUUGUAUUUUACUUAAAAGAAACCCACUACUUACAGUUCUGAGUGUUUGCUGGAAUAUUGUUGACUGGCAGGUUCGUCCUCAGGUCGUAGUAAAACGUUUUGCAGUGAAAAUGAGUGUUGGACCUGGAUACAACCCGAUUUAUAGACGUUGCGACUUUUAAAGGUCAUUUCAGAUUAAGCUGAUAUAUGCAGCGUUUACGUGAUGGGAACAUUGCCUUUUAAAAGCCGCAGUGCAAAACCUGCGAUCUGACUAAAUCCUGGCUCAAAUGGACAAGUUCCAGCAUUAACUCCCCAUUUAAUGUUUUUUAAUCUUUUUUUUUUUCACUGAACAUGACCCAAGAGGAGAAGAUAGAAGCCUUGAGCUAACUAUGUGCCAGCCAAGAGAUGCUGGCCUGGGGACCAAGCAGACAGGACAAGGCCCUUAUUCUGCCAGAGGUCAGGGGGCUAGAGAAUGACAGGGUCCCUUCAGUAAAGUUGUUUGUGGGUAUAGUGUCUGUUAUAGAGGUGCCUGAUGUAGCAGGCCUUCAUUCGUGGGUGAUAUUUUUCUUGAUUAUGUUUGUGGACAGUAAGUAUGCACCCUCUAUUUUUAAGUACAUUAAGUGGAUAUGUAUGAGUGGAUGAUUUUAUUAUAGUAGAUAUAAUAUGCACUCAACGCGAGAGAAAUUAUAAUUACUUAUCAUUUAGGUGUUUCCUCCCAAAAAUGUUGACUUAACACUUUUUUCAUGAAGAAGAUGAAUAGUUGUGCAUAUGUAUUUAUUUUCCUCAGGUGCAAAUGUCAGUUAAUUCACAAGGAACAAGUCAUGAGACAAAAAUAUACAUUUGUUUGGAUUAUUAGUAUCAUGAGUGCCAGAAAAAUUGAUUUGAAAUAAUCAGAAUAAAAUAUUUUUAUUUCACAUUCUCUUUGUAAACAACAUUGUUCAAUUUACCUGUUCUAUCCUGAUCCAUCAAAAGCUUAGAGAUUCACCUACAGACCCAGUCCAAAAUCACACUAGAACAAAAGUAGGAAAUAAGAUUGUUUCAUAAGAAUGUUGUCAUACUACUUUUUCUGAAUACAUUUAUGUAAUAAAUAACUUUGGCCAGGAUUCAAUCUGAGCGCAGAUUGGCAACGCUCCAAUAAACGCAUUUUCCCAUUGAGCCAACAUAUGCAGCGUUUACCGUGAAUGUGGGCUCUGAAAAAGUGCAUUGUGGACAAAGCUCGCUCGGAUUGAAUCCAGCACUUUAUAAAGUCAUUAAGGAAGAGAAAGGAUGCAAUGAAUUGUAAUACAAUAAAGGAAGUAACAUCUUGUCUCUC